Molecule: messenger RNA, 594 nt
Organism: Caenorhabditis remanei
Lineage: Eukaryota; Metazoa; Nematoda; Chromadorea; Rhabditida; Rhabditidae
Exons: 4
Coding region: 1-594 (197 amino acids)
Source: RefSeq, a predicted model, not a curated record
AUGGCUUCAAAUCGAUUUCUGUCCUUGUAUUUCGCAAUGUUGAAAGCACGGAAAUCGAAAUAUCCCGUUACCACUAUAUGGAUAUGUAUUUCAACUAUUUUGGCAGUCACUUACACAGUGGUCGGUCUGCCAGAAAAUUGUGGUUUUUUGUACAUCCCUGAGGAGAUGUUAUGGUUAUCAGAAGAUGGCGAGUGUUCUCAAUUUCAAUAUGAUAUACUGUUCUAUACAGUUCUAGCUUGUUCUAUGUUCUCUAACACCCUGAACAUAACUACCGCCGGCAAGUUGGUGUUUGAUAAGGUUGCUGGAAUGAGUGCGAGUGAUUCGCAACUCCGUCGACGUAUGUAUAUCCGGAAAUUCUCGCAGUGUGUGCUACAGGAUUGUCUUCAUGCAUUCGAUAUGAUAAACUGUACAUUCAUUUAUAAAAUGGAUUUAUCUUCGAUUUGGCUACAAUUCAUGUGUUUUUCAGGGUCUUUUGUAGGAAUUCACAUGUUGGAUGGCUUGGUUAUGUUCUUCUUCCAUGCAGAUGUUCAGCCAAAAUGGUUACGCAAGACGUUUGUCAGGAAUAGUAUCAUAUCGGUCACACCUGCAACUUAA